This is a messenger RNA of Fraxinus pennsylvanica, 1797 nucleotides long. The record is from the annotation of a GenBank genome assembly. Lineage: Eukaryota; Viridiplantae; Streptophyta; Magnoliopsida; Lamiales; Oleaceae.
AUGGCACUUAAGCUUCCUGCGUCAGAAGCAGCCAAGGUUGCCAUUCAGUCGAUUGGACGCGGAUACGACAUAUCCGAAGAUCUGAGGUUGAAGUACUGUAAAGGGGAUUCACGUCUGAUUGAGAUCGAUGAGGAUCAGGGUAGGGAGAUUGUUCUACCUGGUGGGACAUCUGUGCCAAACGUUUCAAAAUCGAUCAAAUGCGAUAAAGGAGAGAGGACUCGUUUUCGCUCAGAUGUUCUAUCCUUUCAGCAGAUGUCAGAGCAAUUUAACCAAGAGCUGUCAUUGACCGGAAAAAUCCCUUCUGGGCUCUUCAAUUUUAUGUUUGAGUUUUCUGGUAGUUGGCAAAAAGAUGCAGCGUACACAAAAACCCUUGCUUUUGAUGGAAUGUUCAUAACACUCUACACAGUUGCACUUGAAAAAUCUCAGAUGGUGCUCUGUGAUCACGUAAAAAAAAAAGUUCCAUCGACAUGGGAGCCUGCUGCAUUGGCAAGGUUCAUUGAAAAGUUUGGCACGCAUAUUAUUGUUGGUAUAAAGAUGGGUGGGAAGGAUGUAAUAUUUAUGAAACAACAGCAUUCUUCAUCACUUCAACCAGCUGAUGUGCAGAAACGAUUGAAGGUGAUGGCUGAUAAAAGGUUUCUAGAUGCAAAUGAACAAUAUGGAAUGGAUACAGAACAAAUAUACCAGACUGAGAAGUUUGAAAUGAGGGAGACAAAGCUGAGGUUUGCAGAUACUGGCACAUCAAGUUCUUGCUCACAUAAAGACGAUAUUGUUACCAUCUGCAAAAGGAGAGGUGGAAGUGAUAUUAGAAGUUUGGCCCAUAAUGAGUGGCUACAAACAGUACAGUUCGAACCUGAUGUGAUCUCGAUGUCCUUUAUUCCAAUAACCUCCCUCCUGAAUGGUGUCUCUGGGAGUGGAUUUUUGAGCCAUGCCAUUAAUCUAUAUUUGCGCUACAAACCACCAAUUGAAGAACUUCACCAGUUCUUGGAAUUUCAGUUGCCUAGGCAGUGGGCACCCAUUUUCAGUGAUCUCCCCCUUGGUCCACAGCGGAGGCAACAAGGUUCACCUUCAUUGCAGUUCAGUUUAAUGGGUCCCAAACUUUUUGUAAAUACCACUCCGGUUGAUGUGGGUAAGCGGCCCAUCACUGGCCUGCGGUUGUAUCUCGAAGGUAAAAGAAGCAACCGCUUGGCAAUCCACUUGCAGCACCUGUCCUCCCUUCCAAAUGUUUUCCAGCUCGAGGAUGAUCCAAAUGGCAACUUCCGCCAGGAAUCAUAUGAUCACAAAUAUUAUGAGAAGGUUCAGUGGAAGAACUUUUCCCAUGUAUGCACCGCACCAGUUGAAUCUGACGACGACCUUUCAAUUGUCACUGGAGCACAGUUACAGGUUGGGGAUUAUGGGUUCAAAAAGGUUCUGUUCCUACGUCUCCGCUUCUCAACUGUUAAGCAAGCUGUUGCAGUAAAGCAUCCAGACUGGGACGGUCCCGCUGGACUGGCCCGCAAAUCUGGGCUUAUAUCUACUUUGAUUAGUCAACGCUUCACAUCAGUUCAAAAACCACCUCCACAGCCAGCUGAUGUGAAUAUAAACUCUGCUGUUUAUCCCGGGGGCCCUCCCGUUCCCGUCCAAGCACCUAAACUCUUGAAAUUUGUUGACACAACAGAGAUGACGAGAGGGCCGCAAGAAACACCCGGUUAUUGGGUUGUUUCAGGUGCAAGACUUCUGGUUGAAAGAGGGAGGAUCUCACUCAGGGUCAAGUAUGCAUUACUCACAGCAGUGCUACCUGAUGAUGAAGAGUCGGACUGA